AUGGGGCUGCUGCUUGAUGUCCUACUGGACAGGAAAGUGAGAAGGGUUCCAGCGACGCUGCCUGCGGUGUUGUACGACUGUCCAGAGCCGCGCCUCUUUCUGCCUGUGCAGGACGAGAAGAGCGCGGCGCUGCGGCAGCAGGCCUCUCCGGACAGGCUGUCCGUCACUUUCGGCGGCGGCGAGGAGGCCGUCUUCUCGCCGGGCUCUCCGCCAGCCGCCGCCAUGGACAAGGUUCGCUUCCCGGGGGACGCCGCGCCACCACCUGUCGCCGCUGGUCCCGUGGACGAGGAGGAGGACUACUCUGCGAGCUCUCUGGGUACGGGGCCGGGCUCCGGGCCCGCACCCCAGCGUAGGCGAUCCUCCGUCUUCACCACCAGCUCUGGAGAGUGAGGCGUCACAUUGAACGGAGAUAUGACGGCCAUCUCGGUGGACGAGUGCAUCACGCAGGAGCAGAUCGUGGAGCGGCUGCGGCUGCACAAGGAGGUGCUGAGCAGCGUGAAGCAGCAGCCGUGGGGCAUGCGGCGCAAACUGCGGCUGGUCAAGCAGGCCAAGGCGUAUGUGAAGCAGCACGAGGGCGAGCUUCGAGAGCGGCGCACCACGCGCCACCUGCUCUCCAGGUGCCACCUGCUCGUCAUCAAGCGGUGGCAGCACACCCGGCGCGAGCUGGACAACCUGAUGAACGCGCUGAUCCCGUGGGAGCUGCGCAUCAAGCAGAUCGAGUCGCACUUCGGCUCUGUGGUGGCCUCCUACUUCACCUUCCUGCGCUGGCUCUUCUGGGUCAACCUCGUCAUCACCGUGCUGCUGGUCGCCUUCGUCGCCAUCCCAGAGGUGAGCGCAGUGCGACGCGACAUUCGUCAGAGCUAUCAGCGCGUGCAUCUGUCGAACUGUAAUGUUCGCAAGGAGAUGCUACCGCGCGAGCGGCGCACGGCCACCAACCUGGACACGCUGUGGGACUUCGACGGCGUGCUCAAGUACUCGCCCAUCUUCUACGGCUACUACACGAACCGCGACGCCGCCGACACGGGCUACCGCCUGCCCUUCGCCUACUUCAUGACCGGCAUCGCCGUCUACGCCUACAGCUUCGUCGCGACACUGCGCAAGAUGGCAGAGAAUUCCCGCAUGAGCAAGCUGUCCGAGAAGGACGACGAGUGUGUGUUCACGUGGAAGCUGUUCACCGGCUGGGACUACAUGAUCGGCAACGCGGAGACGGCUCACAACCGCGUGGCGUCCAUCGUGCUGGGCUUCAAGGAGGCGCUGCUCGAGGAGGCCGAGCGGCGUCGCGACGCCCGCAAUUGGCGGGUGCUCUGCCUGCGGGCGUUGGUGAACCUGGCUGUGCUGGUGCUGCUGGCGUCCUCCGCUUACGCCGUCGUGGAAGUGGUGAAGCGCUCCAAUCAGACGUCGCCCAGCGACAGCUGGUGGCGGCAGAACGAGAUCACCGUGGUGAUGUCGCUCAUCCAGUACGUCUACCCCAUCCUGUUCGAGGUGCUGGGACUACUCGAGAGCUACCACCCGCGCAAGCAGCUGCGCAUACAGCUCGCGAGAAUAAUGGCGCUUAACAUGCUUAGUCUCUACACGCUGAUCAUAGCGCUGUUCGACAAGAUUAAAGAUAUGAGAAUGCCUUGA
Molecule: messenger RNA, 1623 nt
Organism: Schistocerca americana (American grasshopper)
Lineage: Eukaryota; Metazoa; Arthropoda; Insecta; Orthoptera; Acrididae
Product: transmembrane channel-like protein
Exons: 12
Cellular component (GO): plasma membrane
Molecular function (GO): mechanosensitive monoatomic ion channel activity
Source: RefSeq, a predicted model, not a curated record